UGUGUAUUCUAAAUCAAACCCGAGAAUAAAACUAAAAGUAAACGUUUAAAUUUGAUAGUAAUUCCAAUUUCUACACCGUCAACGCUGCACCGCUAACCAAGAAAAAUUCAUCAACAUGUACGACGAAGAAGUUGCCGCCCUUGUUGUUGAUAAUGGCUCUGGAAUGUGUAAAGCAGGAUUUGCAGGAGAUGAUGCGCCGAGAGCUGUGUUUCCUUCCAUCGUUGGCAAACCACGCCACCAGGGAGUGAUGGUUGGUAUGGGGCAAAAGGACAGUUACGUUGGAGACGAGGCCCAGAGCAAGAGAGGUAUCCUCACCCUGAAGUACCCCAUCGAGCAUGGCAUCAUUACCAAUUGGGAUGAUAUGGAGAAGGUCUGGCAUCACACUUUCUACAAUGAACUCCGUGUUGCCCCAGAGGAGCACCCCGUCCUCCUGACUGAGGCUCCCCUCAACCCGAAGGCCAAUAGGGAGAAAAUGACACAGCUCAUGUUUGAGACCUUCAACGUUCCAGCCAUGUAUGUUGGCAUCCAGGCAGUGCUGUCCCUCUACGCCUCUGGUCGUACAACAGGCAUCGUGCUGGACUCUGGGGAUGGCGUUUCCCACACUGUGCCUAUCUACGAGGGCUACGCUUUACCCCAUGCAAUCCUUCGCUUGGACCUUGCUGGCAGAGAUCUGACCGACUAUCUCAUGAAGAUCUUGACCGAGAGGGGCUACUCGUUCUCCACUAGUGCUGAGCGUGAGAUUGUGCGUGACAUCAAGGAGAAGCUGUGCUAUGUGGCCCUAGACUUUGAGCAAGAGAUGGUGACUGCUUCUACAUCGGCUGCCUUAGAGAAGAGCUAUGAACUCCCUGAUGGACAGAUCAUCACCAUCGGUAACGAGAGAUUCCGAUGCCCAGAGGUCCUCUUCCAGCCUGCUUUUGUGGGUAUGGAGGCUGCUGGACUCCAUGAGACCACCUACAACAGCAUCAUGAAGUGUGACGUGGACAUUCGCCGCGACCUCUACGCCAACACCGUCAUGUCUGGAGGUUCCACCAUGUACCCUGGCAUCGCUGACCGCAUGCAGAAGGAGAUCACCGCCCUUGCUCCAAGCACCAUGAAGAUCAAGAUCAUCGCUCCCCCUGAGAGGAAGUACUCUGUUUGGAUCGGAGGAUCCAUCCUUGCCUCCCUCUCCACCUUCCAGCAGAUGUGGAUCAGCAAACAGGAGUACGACGAAGCAGGACCCUCCAUUGUUCAUCGCAAAUGCUUUUAAUUUGCGACGGUUUUGCAGGCGUUAUGCUCUGAUAAUUUCAGUUCGAUGAAUUGUUUUUUAUAUUCACUUUUAAAUGAAUUGGAGAUUCGGUACAUUACCGACUAUGUAUUUUGUUUUGAAGACUUGUGAUUAAUCUAACUUGAUUGCAAAUCCUCCCUAGAUUCGCAUCAAUCGCAACUCUUAAAAAGACAGCCUUGAAUGAUUUAGUCAUAUUCUUUUGUUUAAUGAGAAAUAGUAUAACAAAAUCAAUGUUUGCGGCAGUAAUGGAAAUUGUUCUUUUGACGAAGGUAAUGGUGUUGCUGGUGAAGAUGAGGAUGAUGAUGAAAACCACGACAGUAACUCAUAUUUCAAUUGACCAUGUUGAACAUUCAUAAUGCUAUUGUAUCGCCAUUAGAAAAUUAAAGUAGUCUUUACGUUUAUUUCUUGUACAUUUAAGGUACGUUGGAUCAUUUAAAUAAUGGCUCUUUAGCCAUCCCAUGCAAGGGCAAGGCUUCAGUAUUUAUGGCCGUACCACUGAUCUUCAAAAUAAUCUUCAAAAUUGUCGGGAAGAAACACAAGAAGAAGAAGAAAGUGAUUCUUUGCAGUGGCGUAGACAGCGUUUAUUAUAUACAUGCAAGAUGGGUUGGGAUGAUAAAUAGAUAAUUCUCACUGACAAUAGAUACUUAUUGGUGUCUGUGCCAGAUCUGCUCCAUGCCAUGCCCUGAUUAAGAGUCUAUAGGCCAAAUACUUGCCAUUAGUAAA
Strongylocentrotus purpuratus (purple sea urchin) is the source of this 1987-nucleotide messenger RNA. Its product is annotated as actin-5C. Bases 116 to 1246 code for a protein of 376 amino acids. The record is from RefSeq and is a predicted model, not a curated record. The transcript is spliced from 5 exons. NCBI's taxonomy places the organism in Eukaryota, Metazoa, Echinodermata, Echinoidea, Camarodonta, Strongylocentrotidae.